Fomitiporia mediterranea MF3/22 is the source of this 1527-nucleotide messenger RNA. RefSeq lists its product as uncharacterized. The transcript is spliced from 2 exons. The coding region runs from base 1 to 1527 and encodes 508 amino acids. The record is from RefSeq and is a predicted model, not a curated record. NCBI's taxonomy places the organism in Eukaryota, Fungi, Basidiomycota, Agaricomycetes, Hymenochaetales, Hymenochaetaceae.
AUGCCUAGUAUUGAGAACCUCUGGACCAUCAACACCAAAUCCAACGCCAACGCCAAACAUCGCACACUCACUUCACGAUCGGAUUCUCACUCAGACGACUUCUUGCACAGUACCAAGUUCCUUGCUCCCGUAGUCUCAGUGUCUUUGAUCGGACUGAUCGUUGCUGGAAUCAUACUUUGGAAGGUCCUCGUCCCGCGGUUGAACUUGAGGGAAAUGAACAAGGAGCGUUCGUUGGAAGUUCAGGCACCUCGUACUGCGGGAGCCAAGGACAAGACCAAGGACGAUUUCAGUGAAGUCCUGGAUAUUAAGGCGAGUUCCACGGAAGACGACAGUAUACCAGUCAUCGUUAUCACUAGGAGCGAAGUUGACUUGUGCAAAGCGAUUGCACCUCCUCCGAAUACACCGGACAAUUCGCCAAAGCCUACGAAACGAAGUCUUCGGAAAUCUAUUAUUUCCAAUGCAAGCUCGCCCCAUGACGCAAGCAUUGCAAGCAACGCACUCUUCUUCACCGGAGAUAUGUGCGAAGAAAUGUCUACUAUCGCUACGAACCUGAAACGAUUCAGCUUUGCAAGGUCGAACGAUGUGGAGGUGAACAGUGUUGAUUCAGAGAAAUCUUCGGUGUUUAUCGUCGAGUCAGAGAGUAAGGGUUUGCUUGAGGGAUGUACUGCAGAGAAUGUUAGUGUAGACGCUGACGCUGACGUCGCGAGCGAUGAGAUGGAUUCUGUCGACAAAGCGAUUGAGAGAUUGGAGGAGCUUUUUAUGUCACUGCAAGUGAUGAUUAAUGACGGACAACACGGCGAAGCAUGUAUAGACAACGUUCCGGCCGGAUUAGUAGAGUCCGCUUCGAUCUCGCCAGUUUUCCCAUCGUUCUCACCCUCUCUCACAACGAUCGCGGAAGAAGACAUAGGCGAAUCCUCCCUUGUACAGAUCAGCAAUGCGGAGCUCUCUCAACCGAAAAUCGAAGAUACAGCAACCCCGCCUGGGACUCCUUUGACCGCUAUAACAAGUUCGAACACGAGUUUCAACGAUGAAGAGACUCUUGCCGGCUCUACUCCUGAGAAGAAAGAUGAGUUGACUGAUGGCUCGCCUGUUGCUCUGAUCUCUGUGCUUGCAUCGUCCCCUGCUUUUACUGGGCCAAUGACGCCAGUAACUCCUGCAACUGCUUCGUCAUCGUUUUCUUCCCUUUCCGCCUCCCCGUUUCCCUCGCACUCCUUGGAAUCUGAUGUACCAGGCUUCCUCUCUUUCACCGAGCAGCAAGUUCCCACUAUAGGAGGAGACAUAACCAAUCCUGAAGACGCUCAGCGACAUGCACAAGUCCGAUAUCCGCUAGGCGAAGUCAGAACAACAGCUCUAUCAAACGGUGUAGUUCAGCCACUUCAUCCUACACGUCGGGAACACAUGCGUACAUCCUCUCGGGACAAGUCUGAGAACCGAUCGAACAAGAACGCUCGAGAUAAUCCUGGACAUGGAACAACUCGAUCGCUUCCGCCACCUAUUCCCAGGGCUGGAUUGUAUUUCAUUCGGUAA